This is a messenger RNA of Columba livia (rock pigeon), 4338 nucleotides long. RefSeq names its product trichohyalin-like. NCBI's taxonomy places the organism in Eukaryota, Metazoa, Chordata, Aves, Columbiformes, Columbidae. The coding region runs from base 1 to 1212 and encodes 403 amino acids. The transcript has 4 exons. The record is from RefSeq and is a predicted model, not a curated record.
AUGCUGCCGCUCUCUCCUCUUUUGAGCCGCUUUCCUGAGCUCUGUCCCUUUGUGUCCUUCGGCUUUGAACAGGCACAAGAUGCCAGAGCCCCAAAACCGACGGCGGGUUCGGGUUCGUCCUCUUUCUGCCGGGUCCGUGGAAGGUCUCACGCGUCAGAAAGUGCUGAAGUGAAGCAGUUUAUCAGCCACCUGGAGCAACGGCUCAUCAUGGAAUUGAACCCGGCUGAGGCGCUGGAAGCCAACAGGCGCUUGGAAGAGGAUUUAAACAGAGCCGAAAGAAAAGCUGCUCGGCUGGAAAUGGAAGUGACCCUGCUGAAAAAGAACAUGGGGAGAAAGACAACGGCAUUACAAACCACAAGAGAAGAAUUACGGCAGGCCCGGCAGCAGAUGGAGCAGUCCCAGGCUCUGUACAUGCAGGCGGAUCAGGAGAGGAAAGACGCCGUCCAGAGGGCGGAAGAGCUGCGGGAACGAGUGGCCCAGCUGCAGGGUGAAAACCUUUGGCUCCGUCAGCAGCUGGGGGACGCGCAGAACAAGGCCGCCCCAGAGCCCGUGAGAGAAAUGGGACAGCCAAAGGAGACGUCAGUGGCAGCUGGGACACAGCAGCAUGAUGGGCUGGAGCGAGAGAACCCCCACGUGCCAGAGGACUUGGACAAGGUCAAGGCCAAGGUGUGUGAACUCUCCGCACAGCUGGAGCUGCACUCCCAACUAUCUCUGCAGCUCAAAGCCUCAAUCCAGGGGCUGCAAGAGCUGGUGGCUCUUCUGCCACAAGGCUUGGCCACUCCUGGGGGGGCUCAGGGCCCAGCAGCGCUUCGUGGGCAAGGCUGUGAGCAGCCAAGGGAGGAGCAGCUGGAGCCGAGGAGGAGAGACCUGGACCCCAACGUGCAGAGAUCACGGAACCUGCGGGACCUGAGCCGCUCCGCACAGCCCGGCCUUUCUGCCAGGGCCGGCGCGACGCCGGCAGAAGCCGCUGCCCAGAGCCCGCGGGAGCCGCGGCGCAGACGCUUCCGUCGCCAGGCAAAGACUCUGGGCCAGAGCCGGGGAUGGAGCGGGAGCCCGUCGGGCUCAGGCACCGCUGAGCGUGGGGCUGGAUCUGCUGGGGAUUCGCCCCGGGUGUCUCCUGCUCCUCUGCCGAAUGCAGAUGACGUCCAGGGUCCCCCGGCCAGGGCAACACCGGCCGACCUCGACGGUUUGGAAGAGGAAUUGUUAGAAUAGUUAGAAAGCGGCCAUUAAACUCGUGAAGGUCCCUUUCCCGUGCCCGUCUGCUGUGCUUUCCCAUGGCGGCCCCUCCUGGGCCCCACAGCGCUGGGCUGAGCCGGGGGCAGCGGCUGGGGACAGCAAAGCCCCUGGAGCCCCCAUGUCCUGCUCCCCGGGGGCUCGGGGCUGUGGGGCCGCAGGGGCCGGCCCGGCUCUGGGGGGGCUGCCCAGGCCCUGGGACCCCUCACACCGGGGACGCUGGGAGCCGCAGUCCCUCGCCUCACAGCACCAUUCUCCCAAGAACACUGUUUAAUACAAUGUGAGACGCAUGUACGUUUGUGACAAUAUUUGUCUCCUCUGAUCCUGCCGUGUUUUCCCAUCACCACCCCUCAUGUCCCCAAGCCGGGGGUCCCGGGGGCUCUGCCUGGGGCUGGACACGGCCGGGGCACCAAGGGCUGUGACACUCGCUCGCUUUCCAAACCCAGCGGCUUCCCGGGCUGAACCAGCCAGAGCAGGACUCCAGCUCUGAGCUGAUCCGCACGUUGGGUUGAGUCCCGCAGGGAUUUUACAGCGCAGGAAAAGCCGCUGCCACGGGGCGGUGGACGGGGCUCUGGGAGCAGCUGUGGGGUCUGUGCAGCUCACGGCACCUGCUGCUGCGGCAUUUGCUGGGGGUUCAACAAGAGCCGUGACCAGAGGGUCCACAGGACUACCAGAGCCAGGCCUGCAGAUGUGAACCUGUCGGCUUUGUCAUGGGUAGAGCAGGGAUACAAGAAUCAGAGAAUCCCAGACCAGUUUGUGUUGAAGGACCUUCCCAGCUCCCCAGUGCCCCCCUGCCAUGACAGGGACAUCUUCACCAGCUCAGGUUGCUCAGAGCCCCGUCCAGCCUGGCCUGGGAUGUCUCCAGGGAUGGUUCAUCCACCACCUCUCUGCCAAACCUGGGACAGGCUCUCACCACCCUCAGGGACAACAUUUUCUUCCUCAUGUGGCAGUGCACACUGAAACUGCGCUAAGAUCACACAGAGACAAGCAUUAGCAGGGCCCUGGUCUUGUCCGCAUCCCGAGCAGGUCUUCAGAGAACCUCACGUCCACUGUCCCUCCUCGGCACACCAGGACGCACAAGAUCUUGAAGACAAAGCCCUUGCCAGGAGUUUCAUGGUUGUUUUGAUGCAUGUCAAGAGCUUCUCCUCGGAUGCCACUUGCCCAUGGAAAUGUGAAACCAGGCCCUGGAGAUCUCACGUGUGGCCUCUGCUCCGCCGUACGUCUGCACAAACCCGGGGGAAGAACGACUGGAAACCAGCCCCGACCCCUGGUCGUGGUUUAACCCCGGCCGGUAAUCACAACCACCACUGCCGCUUCUCACCCCCCGAGAGCGGAGAGAAUCGAAACAAAGGGAGAAACUCUUGGACUGAGAUAAACACAGUUUAAUGAAAUAUCAAAAUAAUACUAAUAGUAGAGUGCUAGCUAUGAAGAUGAAAGGUUUUUAACUGCGUGAAGGAAAUUACCUCAUUUUCACUCAGAGCAGCACAGCCCACUGCAGCACAGCCCAGCCAAGGCUGUGCUGCCAUCAGAGACCUGGACAGGCUGGAGAGUCGGGCGGGGAAUAACCUGAUGAAAUUUAACAAGGGAAAGUGUAGAGUCCUGCAUCUGGGCAGGAACAACCCCAGGUUCCAGUAUAGGUUGGGAAAUUACAUAUUAGAGAGCAGUGUAGGGGAAAGGGACCUGGGGGUCCUGGGGACAGCAGGGUGACCAUGAGCCAGCACUGGGCCCUUGUGGCCAGGAAGCCAAUGGUACCUGGGGUGGGUUAGAAGGGGGUGGUCAGUAGGUCAGAGAGGUUCUCCUGCCCCUCUGCUCUGCCCUGGGGAGACCACACCUGGAAUAUUGUGUCCAGUUGUGGCCCCUCAGUUCCAGCAGGACAGGGAACUGCUGCAGAGAGUCCAGCGCAGCCCCCAAGAUGCUGGAGGGAGUGGAGCAUCUCCCGUGUGAGGAAAGGCUGAGGGAGCUGGGGCUCUGGAGCUGGACAAGAGGACACUGAGGGGUGACCUCAUUAAUGUUUAUAGAUAUAUAAAGGGUGAGUGCCAUGAGGAUGGAGCCAGGCUCUUCUCGGUGGCAAACAAUGAUAGGACAAGGGGUAAUGGGAUCAAGCUGGAACACAAGAGGUUCCACUUAAAUUUGAGAAGCAACUUGUUCCUGGUGAGGGUGGCAGAGCCUGGCCCAGGCUGCCCAGGGGGUUGUGGAGUCUCCUUCUGUGCAGACAUUCCAACCCGCCUGGACACCUUCCUGUGUAACCUCAUCUGGGUGUUCCUGCUCCAUGGGGGGAUUGCACUGGAUGAGCUUUUGAGGUCCCUUCCAAUCCCAAACAAACUGUGAUACUGUGAACACAACAGCAAUGGGGACAGGGAACCACCUCGUGGGGGCAGGGAGGGUCCCCACCAGUCGGCACUGGGGGACAGAGGUGACAGCCUGGCCCUGGACAUCAGGGCUUUGCUUCUGGGCAGCUCAGGGCUGCCCUAAGGGACAAGGGAUCCUCUGGAAAACCGAGGUGCUGCCAGCAUCCCAAACCCUCGGACACGGCCCUGACACCUGCCCAGCAGUGUCUGGGGUCACUGGGCUGAGCGCAGGGGUGGCCGGGCCCAGUGACAACGUGCUCUUGGGCCACCAGCUGCUGGCAAUCGCAGUUAUUUUGGUUGGCAAAGCCCCUCAAGAUCAUUUGGCCCAACCACAACCCACCCCUGGCACUGCCCCAUGUCCUGAGAACCUCAUGUCCGUCUGUCCAGCCCUCCAGGGCUGGUGACUCCAGCACUGCCCUGGGCAGCCUGUUCCAAUGCCCCACAGCCCUUUGGGGAAGAAAUUGUUCCCACAUCCAACCUCAACCUCCCCUGGCGCAACUUGAGGCCGUUUCCUCUGCUCCUGGCGCUUGUUCCUGGGGAGCAGAGCCCGACCCCCCUGGCUCCAAGCUCCUUUCAGGCAGUUCAGAGAUCAGAAGGUCUCCCCUCAGCUCCUGUUCUCCAGCUGAACCCCCAGGUCCCUCAGCCGCUCCAUCACACUUGUGCUCCAGCCCCUCACCAGCUCCGUUCCCUUCUCUCCACUCGCUCCAGACCUCAAGGAGUUUCUUGUCCCGAGGGGCCCAGAACUGCCCCAGGAUUG